Heterostelium album PN500 is the source of this 693-nucleotide messenger RNA. RefSeq lists its product as uncharacterized. The record is from RefSeq and is a predicted model, not a curated record. The transcript has 2 exons. The coding region runs from base 1 to 693 and encodes 230 amino acids. Lineage: Eukaryota; Evosea; Eumycetozoa; Acytosteliales; Acytosteliaceae.
AUGAAAUAUAUAGUUUUAAUUAUUUGUUUAAUAUUAUUUGUAAAUAACAUAUCAUCGGAAUACAUUGCAAGUGAUUCCGAUGUACAAGAUGUAUUCAAAGCUUGGGCAGCUGCAUACAAGAAAUCCUACACCAGUGAGGAAUUCCAAACAGCUUUUCAAACCUGGAAAGUCAAUUUCAAUAAGGUCGUCUCUCACAAUUCCAAGUUUAACCAACUUCCAGAUGUAAUUGUGACCCAAAACCCAGAGUCUAAUUCUGCAAUUGAUUUUGUUACUCAAGAGCAAAUUAAUCCGUUAGUUAGUUUUGCUUCUGCUCCCACUGUCACCCUUCCAAAAUCUAAUGUUCAAAUGUUAUCCUUAAAUUAUUAUGCUGAUAUAUCAUAUUCAGAUUUUGUUUCUAAAUUUACUGGAGGAAUUCCUCCAGAAACAUCUGCUGCUUCUUCUGCUGUCUUAUCAGUUGGUGCCAUCGUUGGAAUUGCAGUAGGUGGAGGUGUUGCAGUAGCCGCUAUUACAGUGGGAAUUGUAGUAGCAAUCAAAAAGAAGAGAUCCAAAAAGACCAUUCAUGUAACCAAUGCCAAUUCAAAAAGUGAUCAAAUUUCUAGUCCAGUAGCAGUUCCUCCUGGAAGUACCAAUAUCUUUCACUUAGAACCCCCCCAUCAUUCAAUUACUGCCAGACUUUUUGAAGUUAAAAAAUAA